CAAGACAUCAUCUUUUAGGAAUAUAAGUACUGAAACAUGAUCUGUGAUAUAUGUUUCCAUUGUUUUAAAUCUCCCGUGAGAGAUAUUGUCAGCGCGUGUAUUAACAGCUAUCGUUCCUCUACGGUGUUUGUUGCGUUGUUUACUUCGCAUACUCUAAUCUGUUCACGGAAUUAGUUGGGGAACAUAACUACAAUCAUUUUAAUGUUCAUCAGUCUGCGAAUUUGUUAGUGGGAUAUGACGACAGAUUAUAGUGACAAUGCAUUAUCUGGCUUGAGUGAUGAUGACUUCAGUCAAAAUGUGAAGAAAGGUCUUUCAAACCACAACACUAAAGAGGAAAAUACAAGUACUUUCAAUACGAAUACCAGCCAUUUUGAGCAUCCUGGACAUAAGCAGGGCAGUGCACUUCAGCAGUUAUCCAGUCUUUUAGGCCAAACUAUGAGAUUGGAAAAUGUAGCCGAUUUAAAAGGUAGCCUUCCAACAAUCCCCAUAAAUGACCUGCGAGGUGAAGAAGCUGCUGCCUAUCAUCGUGAAGACUGUGUACUGAGACGCAGUCUGGCUGCACUAUAUCGUUUAAUAGAUAUGAGAGGAUGGACACACUCAAUAUAUAAUCAUAUAUCUGCAAGAUGCACUACAAAUCCGAAUCAUUUUUUGAUCAAUCCGUUUGGUUUACUGUACCACGAAAUUCAGGCAUCUAGUUUAGUGAAAAUAGAUGCCAAUGGCAAUAUCGUUGAUCAAGGUAGUUCAGUGUUGGGUGUAAAUAAAGCCGGUUGGACACUUCAUUCUGCACUACAUUCAACCCGUAAGGAUGUCAACUGUAUCAUUCACGUUCAUUUACCGGAUGUAAUAGCGGUGUCCUGUCUCCGUGUAGGUUUGCUGCCUGUAAGUCCAGAAGCUAUCGAACUAAUCUCAAACCAUGGUGUUCGUUAUCAUGAAUACCGAGGUAUUCUCGUUGAUGAGUCGGAGCGUGCUAGCAUCGAAAAAGACUUAGGUCCCAAAGCAAAAGUGCUGUUUCUGCGAAAUCACGGAGUAGCAGUUGCCGCUGCUAGCAUUCCUGAAGCUUGGUAUUUAGUUAAACGAGUGAUAACUGCCUGUCAAACCCAAAUGCGUCUGAUGCAACUAAGCGAUGGAGCAAGUUUAUUGUCUGACUUGAAGGACAGUGCAACACGGUUAGCCGAUAGUAAUGCUGACCAUCACGAAGAAACGGGAUCAGAUGCUUUAAAUCAUCAAGAGAAGAAUGAUUCCGUAUUAUUAAAUGGAAAAACAAGCAGUGACAAUGGAGAGGUUUCAUGGACUCCUGAAGAACUUGAAUUUGAAGCAGAAAUGCGUGUUCUGGAUAGUGCAGGUUUUCGAACUGGUCAUGUUUAUCGUCAACCUAAUUUAUUACGACGCGCUCAUCCAAGUUCAUCUUGGGCAGGAGAUACAUAUGGUGAUCAAGUUACAGGAGCUGAACUAUUGACAACUGACUUCUCCAAUAAUGAAUUCAGUGGAGUUGAAGAUAUUGCUGCUGCUGAAGCUGCUGGUGCUGAGCAAGUGGCCAAAAUUGUCGAUCACGUUCGAGCCAGUCGUCAAAAAAAUGUACAGAGAAAUCAGUGGCUGGCAAAAGCAAAUGAACCAUCAUCGCAUAAUGGGAUAGUAUCAAGUUCUAUGAUUGCAUCACCCCGUGAACAAUUGAAGAUGAAGAAUCCUGUCGACUAUCGUCCACAUCCUUUUGCUUCUGAAUCUCCUAUCUGUAUGCCUGUCAGACGAUCAGAUUCCGGCAGCACACCAACAACUGAUACGGAGAGGAAUUUUCAUUCACCUACUGAAAGUCUACACGGUGUUUCAGGUUACUCGACUUUAAACGGUUCAGUUUCUACAUCAGCAACUGCUACUCCAUCAUCACACAAUAUAACACCAACCAAACGGUUUAAUGAUCCCUCUGUAAAUAAGAGUGCGACACUACCCGCCAAUGUACAACACAUGACUGUUUUAUCAAAUUCGAAUACUCUUCAGUCUGUCGAUGGCGACCUCCUAAAUACUAAUGUCGAGGGAAGUAAAACACUUGAGAAGAAAAUCAAGAAGAAAGGCAGUUUUCGAAUGCCAUCAUUUUCCAGAAAAAAGAAACACUAGUACAGAUUCGCUUUAAUCCUCAUGUCUGUAUUUGUUUUCAAUUCAUUCUCAUGCAUUCGUCGUUGUCUUCAUUGGUCUCUUCUGCUUGUGUGUGUGUGUGUGUGUGUCAUUAUUCUACGGCUACAUACAAAGAAUGGCUGAAACACACAACAGCAGCUGCUAGUUCGACAGCAUGCAUAUAACAUUUAAACAAAGAAUGAAACAAACAAAAAAGGAAAAAAAUCAUUAGACGCGAGUUAUUUUCUUCAUCUCUCUGUGGUCGCUUACCUCCUCCUCCUUCUGCUCCUAUUUGUGUGUUUUAUUUGUCGGAAUUAGCAUUCUUUCUUUCGGCUUAUAUAAAAAAGUAAAGAAAUAUCUUCUCUUGCCAGUUAGUUGUCUGAUUAUUUUAUAAAUCUCUACACUAUUUGAUGAUUAAGCUGUAUUAUUGUUAUUAUUAUUAUUAUUUUUCUCACGUUUAUAUAUGUGAGUUUGAUUUCCGCCUUCAUUAAUUAAAUAAUAUUGUCCCCGUUAACUAUACUAUAAUAUACACUUAGCUUUAUUUUCUGAAUUGUGCCAUUGCUGAUAAGCAUCAACAUUAUAUAUACACACACAUGCUUUUUGGAUCGUAUGACACGUCAGUUUCAAUUCCUAGGUAUCAUCGCCUUCAUCAUUAUCAUCAUCAGCAUCACCAUCCUUGGUAUACUCAAUCCUUUAACAUAUAAUAUUGAUUAUAAUGAGUGUGUUACAUGAGUGUUUAAACAUCGGAUGGGGGGGAGAUGUGUAUACAUUUAUGAAUAGUGUUUCGUUUUUUCAGUGCUCUAGUGCUAUGGUGGAAUAAUAGAACCGUUGAUUCUUGUCUGUCUUUGUAUACUAACACGCACACACGGACACCCUUUCGAGACAAUUCACGUAUAUACAGUGUGACAUUUUCCAUUACACAUUGUGAAUAUAUCACAAAAUUCAGUUGGACAUUGGCGUUGUUGAAAGUUAAUUUGUCUUUAAUCCCUAAUAAUAAUUAUAUUAAAAAUUAUAUAUAAAUAUAUAUAAUUCCACAGAAUGUUGCUCUUCCUUUUUCUUCACAGUUUGUUUCUUUUCAGAUAUUAUAAUAUAUGCAUCAUUACUCUGUGGCCUAAUCUUAGUAAACCCAGUUUAUUAAUAAUAAUAUUAUUAUUUAUUAUUAUAAGUUAUGCACAAUUUUGUUUACUCUGUGAAAUGAAAUAUGCAUAUAUGAAGUAUAUAUUUCAUUUCAUUCAAACCACUGUCCCUUUUCUUUCUUUUUUUCUAAAUUACUUGUUUAUAUUGUAAGUUGUUUGUGUUAAAUUGUAGUUUUCUAUUCUAAUUCUUUCUUCUAUUUCAGAAAAAAUCUAUCUUUUUCUGUUUUUAUUGUUGUCGUUGUUGAUUUCUUAGAUCGCCACCACCGCCUCUGUGUUUUUCUUCUCUCCAUGAUACUUGUCAUUUGUGUUUGUGCUAACGCCUGAAGCUUCUUGGUUAUUAUUAUUAUUACUACUAUUACUAUUAUU
Messenger RNA from Trichobilharzia szidati, 3608 nucleotides. NCBI's taxonomy places the organism in Eukaryota, Metazoa, Platyhelminthes, Trematoda, Strigeidida, Schistosomatidae. The record is from the annotation of a GenBank genome assembly.